AUGUCAUAUGGACACAAAAUGGCCGCUCUUCUCAAGAAGAGAGCUCUCGCUGAAUACGGACAGACAUCCACUCAGGAGGAAUCGAGUCAUACGAAGCAAAGAAAGAUCCGUUUGAGUAAAAAAGCGAAGAAAGAUGUUUCGGAGUCAACACAACCUCCGAGUGGUGUCGAAGAGAUCAACCAAUUGUUGAAAUCGAGUUCAGAUGCGGUCAACGUUUCCGAGUUAUUCAAUCUCUUCCAGAGAGGAAGUCGCGAAUCAAUGGAUGCAAACCAUUGCCAACAGAUCUAUAAGAAAUUGAUGCACAAAAUGAACAAAAGUCGUGAUCCUAUUGUGAAGAUGUCAUACAUUACUGCCAUCAAAGAGUUGAUCAUUAGUUUCGAUUCAGUGGUAGAUUUGUUUGGUAUUAAUUCAAUGAUCGAUGACUUGUUAUCAUUGCUGAAGAGCGAGUCCUCGCAUAUAGUAAUCGCUGAAAUUCUCAAUACAUUGCAUAAAAUGGAUCUCAAGUUUGAGACUAAUUGUGAACACAAACUGAAUAUCUUGAAGACUGCAAAGCGUUUACUUCAAACCAGUUGUAAUCAUGUGGUGAAGAAUGAAUGCCUUUCAUUGUUAGCAGAUUUGGCACCGAUUGGUAUUAAGACUACUGACACUACAUCUGACUUAAGUUACAUUCAGGUCGAGUGCAUUGCAAUCAUUAAACUGUUGCGCGAUUUCAGUCAUUAUCACGACUCGAGAGUUCGCUCCACAGCUUUGUCAUCGAUUUUACGACUUCAUGAAAGAGGCGUUAAAUUAGAUAUAAGUCUUUACAGCGAGUUCUGUGAAUCACUCAAUGAUGACUACGAAUGCGCCAGAAUUACGGCCAUUAAACUGCUUCUGGUUAUCAGUCAACACUACGGCGACUGUUUGGUUUGUGUUAACGACGGCGCCGAACAAAUCCGAUUAGCGGACGACGCGUUCGCCAAAGUUUGUUCAAUGAUGAGCGACCCGUCAAUGAACGUGAGGGCGGAAUCGGCACUACUUCUUGGCCAAUUCACUCAUAUAAGCCCCAACUUCUUGGAACAGACGUUAGACAAGAAACUAAUGUCAAACUUAAGAAAAAAGAAAUCGGCGCACGAAAGGCAUCGGGAAACCUAUGAGACGGGCGAGUGGUCUAGCGGUCAGAAAUGGGCGGAUGACGCGCCUCACGAGGAGUUGUGUCCGGACACUGUGAACCUGAUGAACAUCGGCGCGUGCGGGGCAUUCAUACACGGACUCGAAGAUGAAUUCUUUGAGGUACGAAUGGCUACUCUUGAAUCGCUGAGUCAAUUGGCACAACUGUUUCCCGCAUUUGCGACACAAGCUCUCGAUUUUUUAGUCGAUAUGUUUAAUGACGAAAUCGAAGACAUAAGACUAAAAGCCAUUCAAUGUUUAACUCAAAUAAGUCUCGAGAAUAUAGUCCUAAGAGAGGAUCAAAUUGACAUAAUAUUACCGGUUUUGGAAGAUUUCUCUAUUGAUAUCCGGGAAGCACUACACGCUAUGCUAAGCAACUGUAAACUCUCCUCUAAGGCAGCACUCAAGACAUGUAUUGAUAACCUUCUGGAAAACUUGAAACGCUAUCCACAGGACAAGAGUUCCAUUUGGAACUGCUUUCAAAAGUUGGGAGCAAACCAUCCGUAUUUGACACUAACAUUAGUUCCCGAUUUAAUUGGAAUCCAUCCCUUCCUUGAUUUACCCGAAACUUCUCUCGAAGAUAACAACGUUGCGAUACUGAUUGUGGUGUUCAAUGCGGCCAAAGAAUGUACGACAAUGAGUGAUCUUUUUGAAGAGCAUAUUCGUCGGCAUUAUUAUUAUUUGAGAGAUACAUAUCCAGCAUUGGUUCCACGCCUCAAGAUGUUGUCAUCCGAUUGUGAUCCGAGUGCUAACGACUCUUGUAUUGUGACCGACGGUCAGUUGCGGUCGCAUUCAUUUCUGUUACGGUUCGCAAUGUUAUGUCACUUGAAAGCCCUUCCACUCGCAUUCAAUCAGCAGUUCUUAAAACGACUCUUGUAUUGUGACCGACGUUGCGGUCGCAUUCAUUUCUGUUACGUAUUUUCGAAAGGGUUCGCAAUGUUAUGUCACUUGAAAGCCCUUCCACUCGCAUUCAAUCAGCAGUUCUUAACCACUCGAUUCGUAUACAAACUUAAUAGGGAUUUGCAACAUUUGGGAGAUGUAGAGCCAUCACUGUUGGCCGCAUCCAAGUUCUUGUGCGCUUACCUUCAGUGUCAGAUGUCAUUAAGACGGAUACUGUCGAACACCAAUUGGAUCAACACUUUUCUACUGUCAGCUCUACAGUCGAGUUCAUUUCGGGCGUCAAUACAACAGUUGUUAAACACGACAUUUUCGUUGGUAAACCGUUUCCAUGGCUUACAUCCCAUUCAAUUGGUUUGCAUACAAGAGACACGACUGAAAGCAAUGGCACUACAAUUGAACGACUCUUGUAUUGUGACCGACGGUCAGUUGCGGUCGCAUUCAUUUCUGUUACGGUUCGCAAUGUUAUGUCACUUGAAAGCCCUUCCACUCGCAUUCAAUCAGCAGUUCUUAAUCACUCGAUUCGUAUACAAACUUAAUAGGGAUUUGCAACACUUGGGAGAUGUAGAGCCAUCACUGUUGGCCGCAUCCAAGUUUUUGUGCGCUUACCUUCAGUGUCAGAUGUCAUUAAGACGGAUACUGUCGAACACCAAUUGGAUCAACACUUUUCUAUUGUCAGCUCUACAGUCGAGUUCAUUUCGGGCGUCAAUACAACAGUUGUUAAACACGACAUUUUCGUUGGUAAACCGUUUCCAUGGCUUACAUCCCAUUCAAUUGGUUUGCAUACAAGAGACACGACUGAAAGCAAUGGCACUACAAUUGAUUGCUAUAAUCCACGGAAGCAAUGCAUCGGCACUUGCAUUGUGUGAUGCAUUCAUAUCUGAAUUGGAAUAUUUAGAGAAACUAUUGUUUGACAACAAUUUAACCGCCGAUUCAUUGAUCAUGAACCAAAACCAGGAACCGUUGCUCGACAUUAUGUUAAACGAUAAGACGUUUAAUGAUUUGGUUCGGUUGCGCAUGACUUGUGCCACAAUCCAUGAGCCGACCGGCAAAUCGGACAGUCCUCACAAAUUUACCGCCGGAUUAAUAUUGGGUUUGCCUUUCGAUGCGAUCAUCGAAAAUGUAACCGACAUCAGGACUAUAAGAAUCAAAAUUCAAUACCCGGAUCAACAAAUACAAGUAGUUUUGCCCAAAUUGUCUGACUUUCGACUCAUUGAAUCGUCAGAGAAGCCAAAUGUAUGCAAAUACCGAUUGUAUACAACUGUCUAUUUGUCGCAUGGAGUUUGGGUGGAGUCGUGUCCCGUCGAGAUCGGACUUAUGCUCGACUUUCGAGACACCACUUCCACAACAUUAACGGCAACUCAGACAUGGAUUUCAUCCACAACUAAAGGAAGUGGUAUUAAAGGCGCCAAAUCUGAAGACAGUCUCGUUAUAGAUAUUUGUAAACCCGUUCGCGUAUAUCUCUCUCCGAAAGCACCCAAAAAACUCGUUAUUUAAUCAAA
This is a messenger RNA of Medioppia subpectinata, 3545 nucleotides long. The record is from the annotation of a GenBank genome assembly. Lineage: Eukaryota; Metazoa; Arthropoda; Arachnida; Sarcoptiformes; Oppiidae.